Molecule: messenger RNA, 5514 nt
Organism: Trypanosoma conorhini
Lineage: Eukaryota; Euglenozoa; Kinetoplastea; Trypanosomatida; Trypanosomatidae
Exons: 1
Coding region: 1-5514 (1837 amino acids)
Source: RefSeq, a predicted model, not a curated record
AUGGGACGGUUGACCAUCAAGGUACAUGGGUGCCGACUGCUGCACUCGCCCGGCCUCGCCACCUUGAAUCCGCGCAUACGCGUGGUGGUCGACGGUGUGUACAAGUUCCACACCCGCAGCAAAAACAACACGCGCACCCCGGACUUCAAUGAAACCUUCACAGUGGGAAACACCCACCGCCUGGCCAUAGUUGAGGUGCAGGCCUACCAUUGCGCCUGGACGGGCGGCAGUGCCGAGGACGAGCGUCUUCUUGGUAGCUGUCGUCUUUCGGUAAAAAGGCUGAGGCAGGGCCAAAAACGGACGUCUGAGUAUUACUUGGCUGCGGAGGAUGGAGCCGGCUUAGCGGGGGCAGUCACCAUCACGCUGCUAACUGACAUACACAGCAGUGUAGCACUGGCUAUGGGCGAGAGCGAGGAGAAGGAUUGCGUACAACGACUCCUACACUUUCUGCUGCGCCGCGAUAAAAGCCUUUUGGGGGAUAUUGAUUUGAUGAUGGCGUCUGUAACUGGUCUGCCAGCGACCGCAAAGCUAGUUGCGUCAUCUUCCUCAUUGAGUGGGACUCUCCUCGAGCAAUCAACGCAACUUGAUUCUUACGCUACUUUUUUGGAUUUGAUGAAAAGUUUGUGCUCCAAGUACAACUGUAGCGAGGAACCAAAGUAUACUCUCUCCCUUGUUGUCGAGGGUUGCACAGGCCUUGAUCGACCCCAGCUGUAUUUGCCCUCGUAUGCGGUUGUUGCUAUUCGCAGUCCACUUCAGGACUUUGCGACGGUGCAGCGACCCUUUACCCCAAACCCGGUUUGGGGUGGAGCAGCUAGCGCGACGCAGUUUGACGUGGUUGACCCUGACACCUUUGCGUUGGACAUCAUACUAUAUCAAGUCUCCACAACCUCGGCGUGGGAGGAGGUGGCGCUAGCGCAGGUGUCUGUUUCCACGCUUACAUGCAACCGUGCCUCGGCGCGGCAGGUAUUUCUCUUCGAUCGCAAGUCUUCCUUUGAGCCAGGCGUUAAGGGCAUGGUGCACCUUACUCUGCGGCCGCACAACUUUGGUUUGCCGCCGACGAUGCAAAUGACUGAUCACGUCGAUCGAUUCCAUGGGCGGCUAAAUCGUUUCUUCUACCGCUAUGACCAUAAGCGCAUCCCGCAGGUGGAUGCUCUUCUCCGCUCUCGCCUGGGUGGGCUGGAUGAAUUAAUGAAUGAACUGGAAAUUGAGUAUGGCAGGGAACCAGGCACCAUGGAACUAAGUAUCUCCGUCUUAGAGGUGAGUUCCCUGCAGCUUGACGCGAGAUCAGAGCUGGAUGAAGAAGACGUGAUGGUUGUGGUCUCGAUGGGUGAUGAGGUAGUGCGCACAGACCCAAAACGUGUGGUCGUCAACUCUCGAGCGGUAUUUGGAGAGACCUUUGUUUUUGAUGUUGCGCGGGAAACUGACAUGAUCAAGCUGGAGGUGGUGCGGGCAGGCCGCGAAAAUACUGUGUAUGGUCGCAUUGAUUUCUCUUGUCUGUGGAUGCAGCGUGGUGUUUGUAACAACCGCACACUAUAUUUGGUUGGGGCCGCUGGUACAAAUGAGGCCUACCUUAGCGGCUUGAUUACUGUCUCACUCUACAGCGAGCAGUUGGGACAGGCGUACUCUGUGGACAUGGAUGCAGCACACAUGUACGCUGGACGCCUUCGAAGGUACCUGCAUGUGCGAGCCCCAGAGAAACUGCACCUUGUGGACAUCGCCGUUGACACGGUGUUUGACAUUGAAGGUUUCCUGCGCGACCUCGCCAAGGAGUACGGCGAGGAGGAUGCAUCGUAUGCAGUGUACUGCUCAAUCCUGGGCUGUCGUCAACUCUCAAACCGAUUUGGAUUUAGGAUGAAAGCAUAUGCCGUGGUGCGUAUGGGGAUUAGACGAUAUGAGACGCAUGUGGUGAAGAAUAGCACGGAGCCGGACUUCUUUGAGUUCUUUGAGUUUGUCGUCGAUCGACCUCACGAGAUGAGCAUCGCGAUUGUCGUGAUGGACCGCUACGACCUCGGGGAUGACAGGGAGGUGGGGCACGUGACCAUUUCCCUCAGCGCGGUGGAGCUGGAGCACCAGUACCACCAAUGGCUGCCGCUGCAGAAGCCGGACAACAGCGGGGUUGCCGGAGUUGUUGGUGUAAAGUACACCGUGAAGGAUUUGCACCUGCGCGACAGAGGCCACAGCACCGCGGCGCACAAAACGUCAUCUGGGUCUCGUUUCCACCAUCGACUACAUUCGCAGAACAUCUUUACUUCAUAUGCAGACAGAGCUGGACGUCACGGGAACAUUCUCUCCCGCCUUGGAUUUUGGCGCAAUAAAUUUGUACGUGCGGCGGCGGCACGUAUUGUCCCACGUGAGAGAAUUUCGAACGCGACCUCCCUUACAGGUAGCGAGAAUGGCUCAGGGAUGAGCAGCGAACAGGAAUCCUCCGUUCAGGCGAGUCUGAACAUCAUCGACGAGGGUAUUCACUCCGUAAAUGAAUUCUGUUCCGCGUCAAGGACGGAUUCCUCGCCAAGGCCUGCUUUGGCGCAGCAAAAGGAAGUGGAAUUGACGGAGGCGAGCUCGCCACUUCAAACGCUGAGGCCCUCGUUACAUACUCAGAUGCGGCUGCACGUACGGGUGUUGUACUGUGACGACCUGGAAGACAAACGGUGCGUUCCGCCGAGCCCGUACGUGAUGCUUUCGACACUCGAAAAGACACACUGUACGAAAACCGCCUUCCUCACACGGUCGCCAAGGUACAAUGAGACGCUUGUUUUCCCUAUUACUGACCCUGUCCGAGACUACCUCAGCAUCACCGUCAUCACGGACACCUUUUACGGAAAGAAAUGUUUGGGUCACUGCUUGCUUUCCAUGAAAAAUGUACAAAACAGGACGCCGCGAACGCGGCGGGUGCCAUUGGUGGUGAUGCCGCAUCGAUCUCUGGCAACGGAGCGGGGCACUAUUUGUCUCACACUGCUUGGGGAAAAUUUUGGUCUGGACCACAUGCCCUCCGUUGAUGCUGAAAAUCGGUUUAGCUGUUUGCUGCGUAAAAUUCUUGCGACCGAGGCUCCGCAGCAGCUGCACCGCCUUGAGUGGUACAUUGGCGAGUACUCUCUGCGGGAGAAUGAGUUGCUGGGAAAGAUAUUUACCAUGCGCAACACAACGGAUGAGGAGGAGGUCGCGGCCAACGUCAAGCUUACUGUGAAGAAUGUGACACAAUUGUACUUGCAUGACCGGCUUGUUGCCUCCGGCGCGUGCUUUGUGAAGGUAAAGGUUGGGCGAAAGACGCUCCACUGCACCAAGGCCGUGUUGGGGGCGAAUGGGUCUUUCGCCAUUGAGGAGGAGUGUUGCUUGACGAUUUUGCAUCCGACGAAGCAGACGCUGCGAAUAAUUGUCAAGGCCGAGACCGAUUGGAAGCACAACUGUGGCGAAUGUGAGUUGUCUCUGUUGGACUUGCACCGGAAUGUGGUGCAGGAGCGAACACAUUUUGUCGUUAAAAAUGCAGGUUUUCCCACGGCGACUCCCGUUGGUUACAUCACUAUUUCGCUCCUCAGUGACAAUUUUGGUAGCCCGGUCUCGCCAAUGGACAGAAGCGACGAGAGUCAGUACGUGCGUUUGCGGGACUACUACUAUUACUAUCUUCGGGAACAGCUGCAUACGGUGGACGUGAAGUACAGCGGAACCUUUAACGUGGAGGCGUAUUUUCAACGACUCACGGAGAAGUAUGGUAAAGAACCAGGCAGCUAUCAUCUUCAAAUAGAGGUGAUUCGCUGCCGAUCCCCUGCUUUUAAGAGUGGCUCAAUGUAUUGCGUUAUUCAGGUUGGUCUCAUGCAGUUCAGGACGAGCAUUGUCCAGGGAAGUGGGGAGUAUGUGUUUCUAGAAACCUUUGAUGUUCGCAUUGGUCUGCCGGAGAGGGAGGAGGUGAAGUUGAUCUUGAAGAUGGUGGGCGAGAGAGAUGCGGCGGGAGUCGAGGUGGGGAUAACGGUCCUCCCACUCUGCGGCAUUAUGCGGGGGAAGGAGACGCAGCUCAAGCUCCCACUGGUCUACAAGGCUCAGACGCGAGGUGCCUCGUCUAUUGGCGCAAUUGAGGUUUCACUUUUUACCCGCGACUUCGGCGUUCUCGCGGAGCAGCCGAAAGGUUUCGUGGAGAACAACACCUACCAACGUCUGGAACGCGAGAUUCUGCGUCACCACCCAAAGGAGAUGCAUCGGCUACCCUCGAUUGUCGCGGUGGCGCAUGAACAGAAUGAACGUUUGCAACAUUCAACAAUGUCAAUUGCGUCUCAGUGCGCUGUGGCCUCGACUAGCUCAGAUAUUUGCGUUCGGUUUCUUAGCUUUCACGAUUUUCCCAAGGACGAGGCGUACAUGAAGGUUAAGUUAGUCAGUGGGAAGACACUUCUUCGCACGAGUGUCCUUGCUGGGGAGCAAUUGUCAAGUAUCAAUAAGGAAUUCACUAUUGAUGCUUCUGUAGAUAUUGAGGAUGCAAUUAUUACUUUGAAGUUGGCAGAGGUGAGGCUGCUGAAGUCGUGUGUAAUAUGCUACUGUGACUUUAUGAUUGCGCAGUGCCCUAGUGGCGGGGUGCUGAGGAAGUGGCUUCGCCUAUUUGAUGCAAAAGGAAAACCAUUGGGUAAGUUGAGCAUACAGAUUGAGGUCCCUGUCUCCUUUAAACGACGUUCUCCAGUGCGUACUGACCCAGUUUCGGACCAGACUGAGGCUGUCGUUGAUGACGUCUCUUCCUUGUUACUGAAGUACAGCCCAAAGGACCUGCGAAAGUUGGAUGUCUUGCUGGAUCGCGCGGACGAUCUUCGUACCAUUCACCGCCAGCUCCGGCAGCUGUUCGCGCCUCGGGUGCAGGCAACCGUGUACUGCGAGGUGCGCCGGACAGAGUUGUUGAAUCCCGUGAAGGGGCGUCUCACAGUGGAGACUGUUGUGAAGGAGGAUGUUGUGCGUGUCGUAGAGCGGAAGCUUGUGAUGCGUGUGGCCUCGGAUACAAAUUCCGGCGCGGAUCGGGUGUUUGAUUACCCCUCCUUGCGUAUUGACAUCACAUCGUGUGAUGUGUUGCUUUUCCGCCUUUUUGGCGAAGGCGGAGGUGACGGGGAAGGGGAACUGUGCUGCGCCGCCCUCUCCCUCCGUGCGCUGCUUACCCCAGAGCUGUACGACAUGGGCGAGGCGAUCACUGUGACGCUGGUGAAGGUACAACGGCAGCGCAACAAGGUGCACGCAUCUCUGGCCGGUACUCUGACCUUUUCCCUUAAGGCUCCUGCGUUUGAACAUUAUCCAAGGACGGUGCUUCUCUUCCACGGUGAAUCUCCAAAUGUAAAUCGUGCCUUUGUUCGGUAUUAUUUUGAUCGAAUCUGCUCUCUACUUACGCAUUAUGACGCUAAUUCGCUGGUGGAUAUUCACCAAGUCGUCUAUGAGAUGCAUGUUGCAAGACGCGCAUGGGAGGUGGAGUUGCCUAACCUCCUUUUCUCAUUGAUCGAGCGGUGGGGCCCUGAGGUGGAUUCAUUCCCACCCCCGCCGUCCCUGACAGUGUAG